AUGGAUGGUCUUUCAGCAGACGAAGACUUCUAUGCCAUUCUCGAAAUCGCGACAACAGCAGAUAGCUCGGCUAUAUCAGCGAGCUACCGGCGCUUGGCAAGACUACGACACCCGGACAAGAGCCCAGGAAAUCCUCAGGCUACUGCUGCAUUUCAGAAGCUCCACGAAGCAUACUCCGUUUUGAUAGACGCCAAGAGCCGGGCAGACUACGAUUACAACCACCUACGCCCAUCGUGCAGAACUAAGAGCCCCAAAAACAAGAAGAGAUUUAGGUACAAGUUCUACUCCUUCAAUAUUAGUGAGAAGUGGGAACGCCGAUCAAGCUCGAACCAUGACGGCCCUUCUUCGCCGCCGCCAAUGGUAGACUUGCUAGCUCAUGGUAUUCAAAACAUCCGCAGACAAGUCAACGAGGACGAUACCACCCUAGUCAGGGAAAAGGCGAUCGCGAAAGAUCUUGUAGCUCGGAUAGAUGGUGUAUGGAGGCAAAUCCAUGGGACCGAGGAAUCGCUAAAACAAAUGGACGACGAGAUUUUGUUUCUUUCAAACAAAAACAAGCUUCUGGGGUCGGGUUACUGUAAACUCGAUGACCUGGCAACAACGGGAAGUGGUUCAUGGGCAGAGGGGCGCAAAGUCGUGCUGUUGGAAAAGCGGCAAUGUUUGCAAAGUGUGAUGGUGCAGCUUCGCCAACAACUGGAGACAUUUGCAGCUUUGUUAAGAGCUCAUAUCACCAAGUCCAAGGAAUUGAUAUCCAACAAACUUGAAAAAGAGGAAAAGCUACACGCUCUUUGCAAAGCUUGGCGAGCACGAGAGUUUCACGGAGGUGAAGAAAGUGCUGAGUCGGAUAGUUGGGGCGGAUGGGACGGCUGGUGCUGCUGGGAUCGCCAUGAAACAGAUACCAGCUGUGAGGAAGACAAACGUGAAGAACAAAAGAAAUGGUGGGAGGAGGAGGAGGUAGAGGGAUGCAGCAGCUGGGAGUCUUGGGAAUCUCCUGAUAUAAGUGCGGCGGGAGACGACUGCACUAAUGGAGCUGAAACGACCGAACCCGAUCUGAUCGAUCUCCAGGAAAUGAACCAUGAGAAUAGUGCUGGCUUCCAGGUUGAGAGCAAUCAAUUUGGAAGCAUGGAAGAUGAAGAAGAUUCGGUUUCGUCGGCAGGGCCCAUAUGGACAGAUGAGUUUGAUGUGGACCUUGUGAAGCGAGAUGGGAACAACAGUGUGCCUAAAGAAGGCGGUUCUCGACACGCUUUGGAAAAUGCUUGGUGGCCUGAGGCGGACAAAGAUAGAGAAACUGCUCGGGGCUGGGAGAUAUAUGAAGACGAACGACGACAGGCUUCGUGGCAGGAGUGGUAG
Messenger RNA from Grosmannia clavigera kw1407, 1347 nucleotides. RefSeq names its product chaperone protein. The transcript has 2 exons. The coding region runs from base 1 to 1347 and encodes 448 amino acids. NCBI's taxonomy places the organism in Eukaryota, Fungi, Ascomycota, Sordariomycetes, Ophiostomatales, Ophiostomataceae. The record is from RefSeq and is a predicted model, not a curated record.